Aspergillus luchuensis is the source of this 588-nucleotide messenger RNA. RefSeq lists its product as uncharacterized. Bases 1 to 588 code for a protein of 195 amino acids. The record is from RefSeq and is a predicted model, not a curated record. Lineage: Eukaryota; Fungi; Ascomycota; Eurotiomycetes; Eurotiales; Aspergillaceae. The transcript has 3 exons.
AUGGCUCUUCCCUGGACUGCCUACUGUUCUGCUACUGGCCAACCUCAUCCUGCUCAUUUUCUACAAUGUCCGACCUGCCAGGCAGUCAAUCCUGCAUCUAGGCGGACUGCUCAUAUUGAUCUUACUGCAUCACCUGAGCCACAACCUGUACAAUCUGGCUUGUACGUACCGACUACCUCAUCUGGUGGUGGUCCUCGUACGACAGUAUUCGGAGGAGAGAAUGUCCGCCAGAAAGCUCUCUUGCGCAAGAAGUCUUCAAAAGAGCCAGCUGGUAUGAAGAUUAUCAUUCAUUUCUACCUGUACAACAUACAGGAAGGGGAAUCUGAAGAUGAUAUUCCAAUUACUACAUGUACUCUACUAGAACAGGUACAGACUUAUAUCAAUAACUACGUACUUCGUGGCCUCGAUGACUUCCUCCGAGAUGAGCUGCUUUCCUCAAUGACCAGCAGUACGUACGUACGCAGUACUAGGGAUCGCUUCCGUUUAUCAACAGGGAUUGUGAAGAAACAACCAGUCUUUCUGUCUCCAACAGCCAGAGGUCUAUGUGAUCAUUUAGCGUCGUACAGUACCUUCCUCUACUACAGAUGA